AUGGAAUCCGUCUGCUCGUCCGGCGGUGGGUCGUCGGACUCGGCCUUGGACUUUGCAUUCGCGUUCAAUGAUGUCAACUUUUCGGAUCGAAUUCUCCGGAUCGAGAUGCUACCUGACUCGCCCGGUUCAAAGCCCGACCCGGAUGUCAGCCUCUCCGGUUGGGCACGAAACCGCAAGCGCCGACGGAAUGAACAUCUUAAUACAGCUAAUGAUGUGACCAUGCAACGAGAAGAGCAGAUUUUAAAUUGUAAUAUGCCUGAUAUGGAAGAUGGUUAUGGAAAUCAAGAAGAGGAGAUUGUGGCAACGAUUGAAGAAACACCUGCAGUUUUGGAAAUAGCUACAAAUGAAGUUGACGAUGAAGUAACUCGGCCCAAUGAAACGUCCUCUAGUAUGGACUGUUCACCUGUUCAAGUGAAGACGAUACACAUUAGUUCUCCAAUUCUAGCAGCAAAGAGUCCCUUCUUUUAUAAGUUGUUCUCCAAUGGCAUGAAUGAGUCAGAUCAGCGACUUGUAACCAUACAAAUCCAUGCCACAGAAGAAGCUGCCCUCAUGGAUCUACUGAACUUUAUGUACAGUAAUUCUCUACCAAGAACCACACCUUCAGAUUUGCUGGAUGUUUUAAUGGCUGCCGACAAAUUUGAAGUUGCUUCAUGUAUGAGAUACUGCAGCCGGUUAUUACGGAACUUACCAAUGACUUGUGAAUCAGCCUUGCUCUACUUGGAUCUACCUUCUACCAUUUCAAUGGGUGAUACGGUUCAGCCACUUACAGAUGCAGCCAAGAAGUUCCUUGCCACACGUUUCAAGGAUAUAAGCAAGUUCCAAGAAGAGGUACUUAACUUGCCUUUAGCUGGCAUUACUGCUGUUUUGUCCAGCGACAAUCUUCAGGUAGCGUCAGAGGAUGCUGUUUAUGAUUUUGUGCUGAAGUGGGCCCGAAUGCAUUACUCAAAGUUGGAGGAACGUCGAGAAAUAUUAAGCACACAUCUCGUUCGCUUUAUCCGUUUCCCAUGCAUGAGUUGCAGAAAGUUGAAGAAAGUCUUGGGAUGCAAUGACUUUGAUCCUGAAAUCGCCUCCAAGGUUGUGCUUGAUGCUCUCUUUUUCAAGGCUGAAGCACCAUAUCGACAGCGUUCUCUCGUGGCAGAGGAGGCCAACACUUCCUCCCGUCGUUUUGUGGAGCGUGCAUACAAAUAUCGACCAGUCAAGGUCGUCGAAUUUGAAUCGCCUCGUCUGCAGUGCAUUGUUUAUCUGGAUCUGACGCAGGGCGAGUGCGCGCAACUCUUCCCAGCUGGUCGAGUCUAUUCGCAGGCUUUUCACUUGGGCGGGCAAGGAUUUUUCCUAUCAGCCCAUUGCAAUAUGGACCAACAGAGUUCUUUCCAUUGUUUUGGGCUGUUCUUAGGGAUGCAAGAGAAGGGGUCAGUAGCAUUUGCUGUUGACUACGAGUUUGCAUCAAGAGCAAAACCAUCCGAGGAGUUUGUGAGCAAGUACAAAGGAAACUACACCUUCACCGGAGGAAAGGCGGUUGGCUACAGGAACCUGUUUAGUGUCCCAUGGUCUGCAUUUAUGGACGACGACAGCCCUUACUUCAUCAAUGGGAUUCUCCAUCUCAGGGCCGAGCUUACGAUUAAGCAAUGA
Molecule: messenger RNA, 1629 nt
Organism: Fraxinus pennsylvanica
Lineage: Eukaryota; Viridiplantae; Streptophyta; Magnoliopsida; Lamiales; Oleaceae
Source: the annotation of a GenBank genome assembly